Molecule: messenger RNA, 1968 nt
Organism: Ricinus communis (castor bean)
Lineage: Eukaryota; Viridiplantae; Streptophyta; Magnoliopsida; Malpighiales; Euphorbiaceae
Product: transcription factor MYB3R-2
Exons: 8
Coding region: 262-1758 (498 amino acids)
Biological process (GO): regulation of DNA-templated transcription
Cellular component (GO): nucleus
Molecular function (GO): DNA-binding transcription factor activity, RNA polymerase II-specific; RNA polymerase II cis-regulatory region sequence-specific DNA binding
Source: RefSeq, a predicted model, not a curated record
UAAGCUAUCAUAACCGUUUAAAACCAACCGAGUCGAAGCGGUUACACACGCACACUUUCGCUCCCAGAGGAGCUCGCUUCCCUGCUUCUUCUACUCUCACUCUCAACAAAAACCCUCACUUUCUUCUCAGAUUUGAAAUACCCAUCAAACUAUUUAGAAAAGAUAUACAGCUUUUAACCUCAGCUUUGCCUAUGUUCAUGUACAUUGUAUUUUUAUCAGCUUUACAGUUAUAGAGUUUUCACAGGGAGAAGCUAGAUAACGAUGAUGACGAUGGAACUGAAGAAAGAGCCAGAGCAACAAGUCAUAGAUGCUUUACCUUACUCUGUUUAUUUUGGCAAUUGUGAUGCAGCUUUGCCACGAAGGGAAGCUGGACCGGCUCGACAAUCAACUAAAGGGCGCUGGACUGAAUAUGAGGAUUAUCUUCUUACAGAAGCAGUUACAAAAUUCAAUGCGAGGAAUUGGAGGAAAAUAGCUGAAAGCCUUCCUCAAAAGACAACUUCACAGUGCUUUACUCGCUGGAAGAGGGUUCUUAAUCCUGCAAUUGUCAAAGGAACGUGGACAAAGGAGGAGGAUGAGUGUAUUAUAGAGUCAGUCAGAAAGUACGGUCCUCGGAAAUGGUCUGUUGUUGCAAAGUCCUUGCCAGGUCGCUUAGGCAAGCAAUGUAGAGAAAGGUGGUUCAAUCACUUAGACCCAGCUAUAAGCAAAACUUCAUGGACAGAAGACGAGGAGUUGGCUCUUAUUCAUUACCAUGAAUUAUAUGGAAACAAAUGGGCUGAGAUUGCAAGGUUUUUGCCUGGGAGGGCUGAAAAUGCAAUUAAAAAUCACUGGAAUUGCUUAAUGAAGAAGAAGUUUGAUUCAAUUUUACCCCAUGCUUAUGCAAUGGAUCGAUGCACAUCUGGUUCUAUCAAUUUCUGCAGUUGUGCAGUAAAACCCAACAGCAUGAUGGUAAAGGAAGAAAGACAGAUCCCUGAUGGAACAGUAUCUGUCCAUGGAAGAAUGGGGUUGGAGUGUAGUGCUAAUGCUAUUGGCAGAGGCCGUGUAACCAUUGGACCUAAAAGAAUGGACUGUAAACAUGAUAUUGUGCUUAGCUCAUUAUCACCCUCUGAUAUUAAACUUCCCUUUGAUGGACCUACAUCAACUAGAUUACGUAGCAGAGCUCUUGAAGCUGUUCUUCCUUUUAAUUCCAAUUCAGUCAAGUCCCCUAACGGGCUCAGAAGUUAUGAGUUGGGCAUUUUUCCUUCAGAAUUCAGCAAUAAAAUGGAAAUCUCAUAUACAAAUACUUCAACUUCUGGAAUUGGAAAGGACAGCAAUAUACUUGGAAAGGAAAACCAAGUGCAGAAAAUGCAGAGGCCACAAGUGGACGCAAGCAAGCACUGUCUGCAUCAGCAAUCAGUGCAGCUGAAGGAUUAUGCAAAUGUUCCAGUUUCUUGUUCGACUCCUCGCAACCUUGUCAAAUGCACCAGCCCUGAAUCAAUAUUGAGGAGUUCGGCAAGGACCUUUAAAAAUACCCCUUCCAUCAUAAGAAAACGAGCUUACAGAAAGACUGGUGUCGACAACCCUUCUGAUGUUAUCUGCACACCUUCAUUAAAAUUCUCAUGUUCAAACAGUAAAGACGUCAAUACUGCUGACAUUCCAGAGGCUAACCAGGGAUUUCUUUCUCUCUUUUGCAAAGCUGGUUCUUCUAUUGCUGUUAAAUCUCUUAGAAGACAGCUGGACUAUGCAUUUGAUUCGGAGAAGGAUGCAGCCAGCAGUGAAUGAGGCAGCUCAGUUCCUGCAAGUGCUUCUCUAAAUGUGGAGUUUUUUUUUUUUUCUUACCUUAAAAUGAUUAGAGUCGGUAAAUUGUUCACAUUUUUCACAUUCAUUUCAGCACCUUAAGAGUUCUCACAUAUGAGCUAUUGUUGUCAGUUAUGAUUGUAAAUGUAAAAAAUGUAAUUGUCAUUAUGCAAAGCGAAUCUUUUUCUAGAGACA